Ceraceosorus guamensis is the source of this 1899-nucleotide messenger RNA. Its product is annotated as DUF1295-domain-containing protein. Bases 270 to 1589 code for a protein of 439 amino acids. Gene Ontology annotation, cellular component: membrane. The transcript has 3 exons. The record is from RefSeq and is a predicted model, not a curated record. NCBI's taxonomy places the organism in Eukaryota, Fungi, Basidiomycota, Exobasidiomycetes, Ceraceosorales, Ceraceosoraceae.
AUCGGAAGCUCCCCUCUCCACAGCUUGCAGUCGUGAGUCCUUAAUUGGUACGUGGUGUGACUAGCGCGCGGCUCAUAGAUGAGGCCAUGUUGGCAAGCAUCCAUGGAAGAGCGCUCGCUCGAGGUUGUGUGCGCGGCCCGUCGCACUCAAGACCUUGAUGGUCAUCGAUCGAGAGACUCAUCUCCAUCGGCUCCACACCACGAUCACGCUUCCCACACAAGAGCAUUCAGCACCGCCUCGAGCGACCACAACAGGCGUACGCAUUCACGAUGGUGCUCACACCACCCCAUCCAGCGUUGGACAUCAACGAAGUGGCCAUCCCAGCCCUCGCCAACUUUUGGUCCUCCUUCACAGCGCACUUUCCCUCUGCGCUCUCCUUCUUCUCUCCCGCCGUCCAGUCGAAAUGGUACGCUACGGCAGAUCCGCUGCACUCGGCCGUGGUCAUCUGCGCGGCCUUUAGCACCUACUGCUACGUCAUGCAGGAGAUCACUGGCAACGCCAGUCAGGUGGACGGUCUGUGGACCUUUUUGCCAGUGAUCUACACUUUCCACUUUACAUUUCAACGUGCCAUCGGCCACUGGCUCCAACCUCCAUCGCCGGUCACCAGCUUUUUCCAAAAGUCCGCAGCGUCAGUCUCGGCAUUCGAUCUGAUCGAGCCCCGCUUGUUGUUAAUCUUCGGUUUGCAAGUGCUCUGGUCAGCUCGUCUCACCUUCAAUGCCAUUCGCAGAGGAAUGUUCAAGAAGGGAGAGGAGGACUAUAGGUGGCCCUUGCUGAGGGCGAGCAUGUCUCGCGUCGCUUGGGAGAUCUUCACCCUGACAUUCAUCGCCAUCGCUCAAAACAUCUUGCUGGCCUUGACCGCCGCUCCCUCUUACCUCAUCCUCACCGCUACCAGCGGCAAAUUCAAGAACAGCCCUCUGCCAAAUCCUCCUUCCUCGCUCGGUGUAGGCGAUUGGGCCAUCGCCGCUCUCCUCGUUCUGAACCUAGUCAUUCAGUUCUUUGCGGACCAGCAGCAGUGGGAGUAUCAAAACUUCAAGCGGGGCAAGGACAAGUACGGCAAGUCGCUCAAUGCUAGCAAAGACGGACAGUCCAGUCUGGUAAAGCCAAGCGCAAGCAAAGGUCCUCUUGCACAGGAUGGCACCGUAUCCGCAGCAAAGGGCAUCACGAGUGGCCCUUACACACCCCAAGAUGCUCAAAGAGGUUUCGUCACAAAGGGUCUCUGGGCCUUCUCCAGACAUCCCAACUUUGCCUGCGAACAGACGACAUGGUGGAUUCUUUACCUCUACGUUCCCCUCACAUUCCUGCCUUCGUCUCCUGCCACGAGCGUGUUGCGCUACACUGCAACGUACGCUCUGAUCUCUCCUCUUCUGAUGAACAUUCUCUUUUUCGCUUCCACCAUCUAUUCGGAGAGCGUGUCCGCCGGCAAGUAUCCUGCGUAUGCCGACUACCAAAAGCGGGUAGGCAUGUUCUUGCCCUUGGACACGGCCGCCCGGAGCAUUUAUUUCGCUUUCAUCGCGGGCGGCGAGACGAAGAAGGUAGUGGAGGAGAAUGUGUGGGGCACGCCUACCAAGGAUGCCGUCAAGAAGCAGUAAGAGGUGUUGAAUGUGGGGUUCGCGAGUGCUCCUUGGCCCUCGACUUUGCCCAGUCAUCUCGUCUCACGCAACCCCACCGGCAUAUCGGGCCCAUCUCUACUGCGCUGGAAGAUCCGCCAAGGUCGAUCAUCUGGAGCGCUGAUUGCGGGGCAUCCACCGCUCGGAUGGGCGUGGUACAACAACGCGGUUCGGCAUCCGAAAACCUUAUAUCCAUGAGGGCAUAUUACACAUGUACUCAGUCUGUUAUCGGCGCGUUCUUGAAACAUCUAAUCAAGUGGAAUGUCAAAUUGAAUCAAAAAGUCAUGUAACG